Messenger RNA from Coturnix japonica (Japanese quail), 2348 nucleotides. RefSeq names its product GRAM domain containing 1C (gene GRAMD1C). The record is from RefSeq and is a predicted model, not a curated record. Gene Ontology annotation, biological process: intracellular sterol transport. Gene Ontology annotation, molecular function: cholesterol transfer activity; cholesterol binding. Lineage: Eukaryota; Metazoa; Chordata; Aves; Galliformes; Phasianidae. Gene Ontology annotation, cellular component: endoplasmic reticulum membrane; plasma membrane; endoplasmic reticulum-plasma membrane contact site.
UCCCCGGCCCGGCCUCCCGCCGAGCCGCUCUCCCCUGGCAACCGCCUCCCGUCCCGGUCCUCGCCCCGCGGCCCGGCCGGCGCCUGCCCCUUUAAAUGGCGGCCGCGGCCCCGCCGUGCGCCCCGCUGAGGCAGUUUGCGGGCGCCGCGCCGCUCUCGCCCCCCUCCAUGGUAAGCGCUGCGCUCCGCGCCCUCCCCUGCUCUUCUCCGGCCCCGCCGGUGGGCCCCAAGCCCCGCCAGCCCCCUCGGGCUGCGCAGGAAGUUGAUGAAGUGGAUCAUGGUGUUACUACCCAGCUGGUUGCAGAUUCACAAGAGACUCACAGCUCGUGCACAGAGAAGAUGCAGGUUCCUGCUCAGUAUAGCUGGAGUGCUGACUGGAGCUUUUGGCUCUCAAGUUCCACUUACAAAUACAGGAGUGAGGAAUUCAAGAGACAGUUUUCUCAUCUGCCAGAUUCAGAAAGACUCAUAGUAGAUUACGCCUGUGCUCUCCAGAAGGAUAUCCUGCUGCAAGGACGCUUGUAUCUCUCUGAAAACUGGCUCUGUUUCCACAGCAACAUUUUCCGAUGGGAGACUACAAUUUCUAUUGCUUUGAAGGAUAUCACUUUCAUGACAAAGGAGAAGACUGCUCGGCUCAUUCCAAAUGCCAUACAGAUCGCAACAAAAGGAGAGAAGUUUUUCUUCACAUCAUUCAGUGCAAGAGACAGAAGCUACCUCAGUAUCUUUCGCUUAUGGCAGAAUGUGUUGUUGGAUAAGAGGCUGACCAAGCAGGAAUUCUGGCAGCUGGUGCACCAGAGCUAUGGCACUGAGUUGGGCCUGAACACCGAGGAGAUGGAGAGCUUCCACUCAUCAUCAGAGGACAAUGGGCAGUGUCGAUCCAGCAUUUGUGAUGAACCUGGAGAAAGGGAUGACAAACUACCUAAAACAGUCGGUUUAGUUCGGGAAUCCACAAUUCAAGCAGAAGGAGAAUCGCUCAACAGACACGCGUUGUCAGGUGUGGAAGAGUCUCUAAGUGAGAAACAAAUAAAGAAGAGUCCUCUUCCAUCUUCAGAAAGAAAAUCUGUUAAGCUGGUCAGAAGCAGAUCUUUAGAGAAGUCCUUGGAUCUCAAUGAGAAUGAAAAUCUCCAAGAGAAGAGCAGUGCCUCAGAUAGUGAAGAAGCAGUGAAGGAGGCUGCCUCUGAGAAUGAUCUCUAUGGGAGACUUUUUAUAAACAGAGUUUUCCACAUCACUGCAGACAAGAUGUUCGAAAUCCUCUUCACCAAUUCUCACUUCAUGCAGAGGUUUCUCAAUUCCAGGAGCAUAGUAGAUGCUGUAUCAACCCCUUGGAAUAGAGAUUCCAGUGGCAAUCAAUUGAGGACUUUGACAUACACUGUAACAAUUAACAAUCCACUCUGUGGGAAGUUUACGACUGCAACUGAGAAGCAGAUCCUGCAUAAGCAGAGCCAGAAAGGUCAGUCUUAUCAGGUGGAUGCUGAGGUGCUGACCCACGAUGUCCCCUACCAUGAUUAUUUCUACACUGUGAACCGAUACUACAUCAGCCGCACGUCCAGUCACAAAUGUCGAUUACGGGUUUCUGCAGAAGUAAAGUACAAAAAGCAGCCUUGGGGCCUUGUCAAAUCUGUAAUCGAGAAGAACACCUGGGGAGGGAUACAGGAGAACUUCAAACAACUUGAAUCAGAACUGCUAAUGGAGGAGUAUGCAAUUAACCAGUCUAUAGAAGACUCUGGAAAAUUAGUCGCCCUGAGGCGAAGACGACGCACUUUACACCGGAGUCUGGCAGAAUCACUUCCCAAACGCUCUUCCCAGCACUCAUCUGGUGACAUGGGGCUAGAGUCCCAGGGUAGCAUCAUAGGAAGGAAAAGAGAUGCUAUUAGUAGGACCACUACCAUCAUUGUAGUAAUGAGUGUCUUUUUGCUGCUCCUGGUUUUGCUAAAUAUAACACUGUUUCUCAAGCUGUCAAAGAUAGAGCAUGCAGCUCAGUCCCUCUAUCACGUCCAGCUUCAGGAAGAGAGCUCGUUGAACAUAUCCCCAGAAAUGGGAUCGAAAGAGGAGAUCCCUCAAUAUGAUAAGGAACAGGUUAAACACGUGAAGGGAGUACUAAGAGACUCAAUUGAAAUGCUUGAGCAGCUCAAGCUCUCCCUUUCCAUGCUCCAAAGAAGCUUCGAUCACUUGAACAAGACACAGAGCAGCAAGACUGAGAGUUAAUGCCCAUGAGAGUUAAUGUCGGCACCUCAGAAGAGAAGACGUGUGUUUAAGGACUUGUGAAGUAGGGACUGUAACCAUCUUCGGACUCUUAUUUUUUUUCUACUUUGUGGAAUAAAGGUGGAAUAAAGGGCCGUCCGCCUUCCUCCA